Molecule: messenger RNA, 2948 nt
Organism: Morone saxatilis (striped sea-bass)
Lineage: Eukaryota; Metazoa; Chordata; Actinopteri; Moronidae
Product: neurabin-2-like
Biological process (GO): neuron projection development; actin filament organization; calcium-mediated signaling
Cellular component (GO): actin cytoskeleton; postsynaptic density; dendrite
Molecular function (GO): actin filament binding
Source: RefSeq, a predicted model, not a curated record
AGAAAUCUGCAGCUCACAGAAUGAAGAGAUCAAAAUGAUGCUGCCUGUGAAAAGGGAUUAAACUCUGAGCGCCACCUCGCGAGGAUCGGCGGCUGGUGGAUAACACACAUUUGCCACCGGGGGUUGAGCAAGGAGACAUGCCGUCGCUGAGCAUCCGUUGCGACGCUUGACUGACCAUGAUGAAGACCGAAUCCACAUCCAAGAGCACCGGCUCUGGCUCUACGCUCCGGAGCCCAUCCCCGCACAGGAACGCAUACGAGGCGGGGAUGCAGGCCCUGAAGCCCGUCAAAGACAAUGCUGCGAACGGGGACAUGCAGGAGGGCCCCCGAGGGCGCAGGUACGGCUCCAAUGUGCACCGUAUCAAAAACAUGUUCCAGCAGAUGCAAACCACCUCCCCAGCCGACGCAGAGGGAGAGGACGUCGCCAGAAACGCCGACAAAUCGGUGCGCCUCUCCCUCCCCAGAGCCGGGAGCCUGAACGAGAACGUGGACCACAGCGCGCUGCUAAAGCUCGGCUCCACCGUGUCCGAGCGCGUUAACAAGUUCGACAUCAAACCGGAGAAUGGGCACCAGCGGGCCUCGUCGCCCAGCUACUCCAAGCUGCAGGAGACCCGCCGCAUCUUUGAGCAGCAGCAGCAGGAGAGGCAGCAGCAGGAGAAGCUGAGCUCCGGAACAACCUCCACCGCCUCUCAUCUACCCCACCGCUCCCUUCCCGGGGGGUCAGCGCCAAGGUGGGUGUGUUGAACUCCAAAAUAAUCACAAAGAGGGUUUGUGCCUUUGCAGCAGGCAACCAGGAGGAAGAGCUCAGCAAUCAGAAUGGCCAAGAGGGGCCCCCAAGGAGCCUCAGGGGAAGGGUGACUCCCCCGUCUGAAAGCAUUAAUGGGGGCCGAAGCGUUGGCCAAAGUGGCCCAACUACUGAACGUUUCGGUACUGCAGGGGAGCCGAAGGAGCAGAGAGAAAAGACUGUUUCAGAUGCAGGUGUUGAAGCGAAAGCUGAAGUGAGACCUGAGCAGUACUCCGGGGCCCAGGAGCCGGGCAGCUCAUCACUGCAGGGCCACAUCCGCAUCUCCGUGGAGAAUGGAGACACCGCUGCAGAGAAGCAGAGCUCUCCGAAGGGGGGUGAGGCGCUCAGGCAGGAGGGGGAGAUGGCGAAGGAUGCCGAGGAGGAGGAAGACAGGACGCUGAGAGACGACCAGUCGGGACGUGACUCUGUGGAUAUCAGUACCUAUAGCGCGGUGGGGGAAGACUUCGGAGGAAGCCAGGUGGACGAGGAGGAAGAGGAAGUGGAUGACCGCUACGAGCCCGAGUCCAGCUGUGUGGAGAUUGUCGGGCUACCUGUGGAGGAGGACCCGCCCCCUUCCAGGAAGAUCCGCUUCAGCACAGAGCCCAUCAAGGUGUUUGCCACCUACCCCAACGAGGACUAUGACAGGCGUAAUGAAGACGUGGACCCCAUGGCAGCGUCUGCUGAGUACGAGCUGGAGAAGAGGGUGGAGAGGCUGGACCUGUUCCCUGUGGAGCUGGAGAAAGAUGGCGAUGGCCUGGGCAUCAGUAUCAUCGGGAUGGGUGCAGGGGCUGACAUGGGUCUGGAAAAGCUGGGUAUCUUUGUAAAGACGGUCACAGAUGGAGGAGCAGCACACAGGGAUGGCAGGAUCCAGGUGAAUGAUCUGAUUGUGGAGGUGGACGGGACCAGUUUGGUGGGAGUCACCCAGAACUUUGCUGCCUCCGUACUCAGGAACACCUCAGGAACUGUCAAGUUCAUGAUCGGGCGAGAGAAGCCGGGUGAACAGAGCGAAGUGGCCCAGCUCAUCCAGCAGACCCUGGAGCAGGAACGCUGGCAGAGGGAGAUGAUGGAGCAGCGCUACAACCAGUACAUGGACGAACAAGAGGGUGGCGAAUACGGCACAGAUGAGGAAGAGGACGAUGAUGAGGAAGUCAGUCCGCCGUAUCCCAGUGCCAUCGAGGUGUUUGAACUGGCAGAGAACGAGGACAUGUCGCCUCUGGAGACAGACCCGGAGAAACUGGCCCAUAAAUACAAAGAACUCCAAAUAAAGCAUGCGGUGACCCAGGCUGAGAUCCAACAGCUGAAAAGAAAGCUGCACCACGCGGAGCAGGAGAAGCAGCGCUGGCGUAUGGAUAAGGCCCAGCUGGAGCAAACCCUGCAGGAGAACAAGGAGCGUAUGGAGAAGCUCGAGGGCUACUGGAUGGAGGCUCAGAGCCUGUGCCAGGCAGUGGAUGAGCACCUGAAGGAGACACAGUCCCAGUAUCAGGCCCUGGAGCGCAAGUACAGCAAAGCCAAACGCCUGAUCAAGGAGUAUCAGCAGAAGGAGAUUGAGUACCUGAAGAAGGAGACCCAGCGUUGUGCACAAGUUGGAGCUGAGGCCUCUCUUCUGAAAGAGGAGUCUGGACAACUCCAAGAGCAGGUGGCUGACCUGGAGUGCAGGGUGGAGGAGCUGAAAUCUGAACCUUUAUAAAAGCCUUUGUCCGUUUCCGCUUCUCAGAAAGCAGAAGAUAAGUGUUAUUGUACUUGCAAUGACCUGCAGGGUAUUUCUCGUCUCCAACUUGAGCUUGGUUUCUGGUUGCAUACUGUAUAUGUGUCCUCAGGCUAUUUCGGCCACUUAACCCUUUUAACCAUGUUUUUCUGUUAACAUUUAUGGGAACGUGAAGAACGGUUUUAGCAUCACAAAUACAGACUCUGUCGAGCUCUAGAUGUGUACUGUUCCUUUUUAAUUUUCAGAGUUCAGUAUUUAAUCCCUUAAUUUGUGGUUUUGUGACAGACCAGGCUGUUGCUUUUAAUUGCCAAAAAACAAUUUCCUUUCUUUCUUUUGCCUAGUUUUGUGACCUUUUUUUGAGUUUGUACAGAUGUGAUACUGUGUGGUUUAACAAUCAGUUUGGUUUGUAAAAAAUUUUAAUGUCUAUAACAUUUAACAUAAUAUAAACUAAUGAGAUUGA